GAGGUGACUGAGGGGAGAGGUUUAAGAAGUGCUUGGGGAUUACUAAACUGCUAUAAGAAGAGGUAAAAAAGGAGUACUCUAACUUGGUAGAAAGUAAAUCUGUGGUAGGAAAAUGUAUUUUUGUGGUCGCGUGCCAGUAGUAAUGUUAAUUAAUUACCAGUCCGGUAUUAGAGAUAGGACCGCAAAAGUACCAAAUCGUGCCUAAAACUAAUUUUGAGCAGGUUCUUAAAAUAGAGGCAAACCAAAAAUCGGGAAAAGUGAAAAAAAUGAGAGCUGUAUGGGAGCUGAUGAUUUAAAUGGAGCAAUUAAAGGAUUACUACGUUUACAAGAUACUUAUAAAUUAAAAACUAAUGAUUUAGCUAAUGGAAUUGUUGAGGAUAUUAAUAUAAACAAACAAAUGGAUGCAAAAGAUUGUUAUGAAAUAGGUCUGGCUGCAUAUAAUGAAGAGGUUAAAAGUUAUUGCAUUUGAAGAUCCUAAAAUUUUCGCAUGCGUCGCUAAAUGAGAGAUUUCUGAGAGCUGUAAUGCCUCCUUGGGUACUAGAACAGAAAAAAUUACAAAAUUUGGAAAUUAUAAAGUGAGAGGAUUUGUUGAGAGAAAAGCCACCUAAUUCCCAAUACC
Molecule: messenger RNA, 619 nt
Organism: Meloidogyne enterolobii
Lineage: Eukaryota; Metazoa; Nematoda; Chromadorea; Rhabditida; Meloidogynidae
Source: the annotation of a GenBank genome assembly